AACAAUCCUCCAACAUACUACGAGCUCGGAUCGUCGAACGGAGACCCUAAUGAGGGAUCAUCUGGUCCACAAAGUCAAGAAAACACGCCACCAUCCAGUGAAAACGCUUACAUUCCCCCCGCUAUGCCCAACGAAUCGGAAAGCUCUGAAGAUAUAUACAUUGUGACUAACAGACCUAUCGCACAGCCGUUAGAAACUAUACCAGAGACAAAUCCUGAACCUAGUAAUGAAAGUCUAGAACCAAUUAAUAAUAAUCCAGGAGUCAUUAAUGAAAAUCUAGGACAGAUUAAUGAUAAUCCAGAAGCAAUUAAUGACAAUCCAGGACCGAUUAAUGAUAAUCCAGAAAUACUUAAUGAUAAUCCAGCACCAAUAAAUGAAAACCCAGAACCAAGUGACAGUGUAGCAAAAUACCCCGUUGAACCAAUUAUCGGUGACGAAAAUUCAAACCUCAAACCAGAAAAUGAAGGUUUUACUAAUAGACCUGAGUACGAAAAUCCAGAACUUCCGCUGCAGCCAGGAACUGCUGGAACAAGUGUUCCACAACCUGAAGGGAUUGAGUAUCCAAUAAGUGGAAAUCCUGGUGGAGAGUCAAGUGAAAAUCCUGGUUACGGUUACGGUCAACCAGGUGAAACUAAGAAGGGUUCGACUGAAGAAAGCUCGGAAGGAUACCAAAUUAAGGUAGGCUAUAAUUACAUCUUAAAUCCUAAAUAUUGGAGUCCGAAUCCUUGA
Cydia fagiglandana is the source of this 729-nucleotide messenger RNA. RefSeq lists its product as uncharacterized. Lineage: Eukaryota; Metazoa; Arthropoda; Insecta; Lepidoptera; Tortricidae. Bases 124 to 729 code for a protein of 201 amino acids. The transcript is spliced from 2 exons. The record is from RefSeq and is a predicted model, not a curated record.